Molecule: messenger RNA, 3331 nt
Organism: Drosophila biarmipes
Lineage: Eukaryota; Metazoa; Arthropoda; Insecta; Diptera; Drosophilidae
Product: nuclear exosome regulator NRDE2
Exons: 2
Coding region: 245-3226 (993 amino acids)
Biological process (GO): negative regulation of RNA catabolic process; regulatory ncRNA-mediated post-transcriptional gene silencing
Cellular component (GO): catalytic step 2 spliceosome
Source: RefSeq, a predicted model, not a curated record
UAUCGAUUGCCGGCUACAAAACAUAAACAAACUUUGAUUUAAUUUAAUUUAAUUCGUUAUAAACAUGCCUGUAAAGUAGCCACACUCUGAUACUUCACUUUGGUAUCCUCGUGCACUGUUGUGCCAUUUAAAUUGUAUACAAAUACAAUACGACAAGGGCUCCGACACAGAAUCAACUGCCAAAACACAACAAAGCCUAUAAGACAACAAAUAUCUCCGUAAAAAAGUUAACUUAUUGCCGAGCAUGUCUCUUUUUCCCGCCUAUGGCGGUGGCCAGUCCUCGGAGGCUGUAAGUGCCAAGGAGCCGGAGGAGGCGGCAGCAACAACAAGCGCGGAUUGGCGAAACAACGAGAGCUACCUCACAAAACCCAUGUCCGAGGGGGCUGCAGCCACUUUGGAACCGAAUCCAGACACCGUCACGACCAGCGACGAAUCCUCCUCCGCCGAGGAGGAGGAUAAGCCAGUCCCCGAGGCCGAGGAGCUGCCAAGGGCUAAGCCACUGGAGUUCGAUGCCAGAGAUGAGUUCUUUGUGGACAAGAAGAGCAACUCGUCCCUCAGAAGCAUUUCCACUCUGUCCAAACCCGCACAACCACUGUACAAAAUCAGGAUGAGCCGUCUCCGGGAUCCGCACAUUAAUCCACGCUAUUCGGCGACUCGCUCCAAGUUGUCCUCCUCCGCGAAGAGCAGUCGCUACACCAGGAAACCCCUGGACUUCGAUGCUCUCGCCUCAGAGCCUACUCUCCGGAUCCAGGAGCAGCUCAUCCAGACCAAGGCGCUCGCCCAGCAGCAACCACAGGUGCUGGACCACUGGCUGCAGCUGCAGCGGCUCAUCAAUUUUAAUGUGUACAAGGCCAACCGGCUGGCGGUGGCGGAGGAGGAGCUUCGCACCCUCGAAACAGCCCUGGAGCACCAUCCCUCCAACGAGCGCAUCCUACGGCUCUACUCGGACAUAGCCAACGCCACCUACCCGGCCAGCGAGGUCGCUGCUCGCUUUGAGAAAAUGCUGGAGAAGAACCCAUUCGAGUACACCCUGUGGACUUCCCUAAUCAUGGUCACCCAGGGCAACAUGGCGCGUUGCACUGUGCCGGCCGUGCUCCGGAUCUACGAGACCAGCAUGCGCAGGAUGCAGGUGGGACACACCGAUGAGAUCAGCCGGAAGUUCGCCACCGUGGACACGGAUCGCAUCAUGCUGAAGCUGUUCCACAACUGUGUGCUGUUCCUGCGCCAAUCGGGCAACAUGAACAAGAUGUUUGCCCUGCUCCGCCUGACAAUGGAGUUGAACUUCCCGGGACUGACUGUGGACUGCUUGGAGGCUUGUACUGCGAACGAAAAACUAUUGAUUGAGUACGAGGAGCUGGUGCUGCAUUCGGGAAUGCCCAUGCCGGAGAUCUGGACGCGAGUGGAGCGACUGCGGCAGGCCUACUGCUAUCUGCCCUAUCCGCAGUUGGUGCCUUCGGCCGAGGAUCAGGUGGAGAGAGGUCUGGACAGCCAACGAUGCAUCUACAGCGACGACGUUGUGCCCUACGCGCAUGCCCUUAAGUCGCCGGAGAAUCGCUUGCACCUGCUACUCCUCAUUGUCCAGCACACGAAGAUGCCCCUGGUUCGCAGCUCCUGCCUGGCCGCCAAACUCAAUCCCUGCAUCGACGAGUUCGGCGAGUCCGAGGCCAUUGAGAUGCUGUUCGCCGGCUUGGCCGACAGACACUCCUAUGUCAUGCCCUCAUCCAGAAAUGUUGGCUUCCACGCAGCUCUGAUAAACUUGGCCAAGGAGAUGAGCGUUACGCCCAGCUUCAUGCCGCACUUUAUGGGCCACGAACUGUAUGGGGCCACCGUCAGCGGGCUGCUGCUCAAAUGCUGCGAAGCCUUCGGCGCGGAGGAGAGCAAGCGCCGGGUGUUCCUGCUCUUGUGGCUGAGAUUCCAGCGACUCCUUGUGGUGCUGAACAAACUGAUGGGCAAGCUGACCAAGGCCCAUUUGAAGGAGACACGCGAUCGGAUUCGCAACCAGAUGCGUUUACCGGAGAAUCGAGGGGUCCUGCGUUUCUACACGGAGUUGGCCAUGUGCGAGUUCGAGGGCCUAGAGCAGGGCGAUGAUGACAGUCGGGUCUUCGACAUAUUUCGCAAGAUCAUCGCCGCCGAAUCGGAGUCGGGCAGCCAGUUCACUUGUCCGGACCUGAUGCAUGCCUAUUUGGUUUGUGCCGAGAUGCUGAUACAACGGAGUCGAAGGGACGAGGCAGUCCAAGUGCUCAGCUGCCUGUCUGCGGGCCAACAUGUGGGUGCAGGGACAACCAAUGGAAUUAAGGCUUGCCUGGAGAGAGGACUGGAGCUGUUGAAGGAGGAGGUGAAAGUCCUGGACACACUGCCAGCUGAGAUGCCCUUGGAGGAGUACUUCCUGCCCAACAAACUGCUCAUCCUGUUGCGCGCUACCUGCUUGCUGGGCAUGCUGGACUAUCGCUACUCGGAGGUGGAAAGCACGUUUGAUGAGUUGCUGCAGGACCAACUGGGGCCGGAGGCCGCACACGUCAGCGAACGGCGGCGCUUCCUCCGCGAGCAGGUCUUGGAGAUUAGGAUCCUUCAGCUGCAGUUGCCCAUUCCCCCGCCUGGCGAGGUGGAGAAAGUGUACCUUGAGAAGAGGAGAAGCAAUCGCCAGGCGCUCGGAUACGUGUUGCUGAAGCAGCUAGUGGAUCGCGGACUCCACGAGUUCCCGCGCAACAUGAUGAUGCUCCAGACUUGGGCCGGAUUCCAUACGAUGAUGUGGCACAAGCAGCGCGCGCGCCUUAUCCGCACCAAGGCGGGCAUUGUGUCCCUGCUGCACUUGGUCAUUGCCGCCAACAGUCGCUUUGCGAAUGCAGGCGACGAGGAUCCGCUCCUGGGCGCCAGAGAGCCCUACAUCCAGGCGGCGGUGCGCAAUCGCUUGCUCAGCAUGUUCGAGACCUUUCUCGCGACCAACCAGAACCGCUCGGAGAUCGAGGCGGAGCAGUACCGCGUGCUGCGCCGCAACUCGAUCUACUGGCGCCUGUACCUGAAGUGCCUGUCCGACACGCGGACCAGCUUCGAGCGCAGCAAGCACGUCCUGCUGACGGCCAUCGACGAGUGUCCCUGGGACAAGGCCCUGCUGAUGGAGGGCGGCACUGUGCUGCCCAACGAGCUGCCGUUCCUGCAGGACCUCAUGACCGAGAAGGAGCUGCGCAUGUACGCUCUGCCCGAGGAGCUGGACAUCUUGCGCAACUAGCCACCCGACUGUUUCUACAAUUUGUACUGUGAAUGUAUUUUGUUACCCAACCUGGUUUAGUUUAACUAGUGUAAUUAAAAUUGAUACGCCGAUCAACAGAUCUUA